GUUUGUCAUGGGGUUAGUUUAUAGUGUGCUAGUGGGAAUUGGUGGAGCAUGACCAACUUUUCCUUUUCUUUUCUUAAGAAAAGCACAAUGUGUUACACAACCCUUUAAUGAUCAUAGUAAUUAGCGGGGUUUAAUUACUUUCUCGGAAAAUUCACCAUUGUCCGCGAAAAGUUGAAGAUUUUUGAGAUUUAAGAACACCCUUUAGGAAGUUUUGUGUUGCUAGCUAGAUUAGUUAGUUUAGUGCUAGUGGGAAAUGGCAGAGAGGCAGAUAGUGAUGGAGGUUGGGGAGAAGGGGAAUGUUGGUGCUUCAACUAACGGUGAAGAUGAUAGCGAUGGUGUUCUUGGGGAAUUGAUGGGAGUGAUUGAGGCCGUUGGAUCGUAUUCGGGGUUUCGGAGGACGCACAGGAAGGAAUGCUUGAACUUGGUGAGGAGGUUGAAGCUGUUGGUGCCACUUAUAGAAGAGAUGAGAGAAUUGGACAUAUUGAUACUUUCUACCACCAAGGCUUUGAAUUCUUUGGCUAGUUUGAAGGAAGCACUUGUUUCAGCUAAGAAGUUGUUGAGGAAUUGUAGCUGUGAAAGCAAGAUUUACUUGACACUAGAAAGUGAGGCAGUGAUGGGAAGAUUUCAUGCAGUUUAUGAUAAACUAAGCCAGGCUUUGGAUGAUUUUCCAUAUAAUGAGUUUGGAAUCUCAAUUGAAGUCACAGAGCAAGUUGAGCUAAUGCGAACGCAACUCAGACGGGCGCAGAGACGGGCUGAUACGCAGGACAUGGAGCUAGCAAUGGAUAUGAUGGUUGCAUUCUCUCAGAAAAAAAAAAGCAGGAAUGUUGCAGACUUGGAAGAGGAAACAGUGGCUGUUAGAAAGCUAGCGAAGAGAGGAUCAUUAAGGCAGAAUACUGAAAGCAUUCAACAAAUCACUGAUCUUUUGGGAAAGUUCAAGGAAAUUGCAGGCAUUUAUGAGGACUUCUUGCUUGAUGGUCCAGUUUCAACAAGAAGUCCAAGGAAGUGCCAGUCUUUGUUGAUCCCUCAUGAAUUUCUCUGUCCAAUUACAUUGGAGAUCAUGACUGAUCCUGUUAUUGUGGCAACUGGACAGACUUAUGAAAGAGUAAGCAUACAAAAGUGGCUCGAUUCGAACCACCGCACCUGCCCAAAGACAGGACAGACAUUGGAUCACUUAUCGCUGGCGCCAAAUUUUGCCCUCAGGAACCUAAUCCUGCAAUGGUGUGAGAAGAACAAUUUUGAACUGCCCAAGAAGGAGCCUUGUGCAGGUUCUGAUGACUCAUCUGCUGAAAUCAUAGAGGAAGUGUCUUGUUUAGUACAAAAUCUAUCGUCUUGUAAUUUGGAAGUCUUAAAAGAAGCCGUUUUCAAAAUCCGUAUGCUCUCCAAAGAGAAUCCGGAGAACAGAAUUCUGAUUGCUAAUAGUGGAGGAAUCCCCCAACUGGUUAAGCUCCUGUCUUAUCCCGAUUCGAAGAUUCAAGAACACACCGUGACAGCGCUUUUAAAUUUGUCAAUUGAUGAGGCAAACAAAAGACUCAUAGCCAGAGAAGGGUCCAUUCCUGGUAUAGUUGAAAUCCUUCAGCAUGGAACAGAUGAAGCUAGAGAGAAUUCUGCUGCUGCAUUGUUUAGCUUAUCGAUGCUCGAUGAGAACAAAGUACUAGUGGGAACUUUGAAUGGAAUUCCUCCCUUGGUAGAUCUUCUGCAGAAUGGAACAGUCAGAGGUAAAAAGGAUGCUGCCACUGCAUUAUUUAACUUGUCUUUGAACCAAGCCAACAAGUCUAGAGCCAUCAAUGCUGGUUUAAUACCACCAUUGCUUCAUUUACUUGAGGAUAAGAGCUUGGGCAUGACUGAUGAAGCCCUCUCAAUUUUGUUACUCCUUGCAUCACAUCCCGAGGGUCGAAAUGAGAUGGGCCGGCUCUCUUUCAUCGAAACCCUGGUCGAAAUUAUCAAGAAUGGAACCCCCAAGAACAAGGAAUGUGCUACAUCAGUCCUUCUAGUGCUGGGAUUAAACAACUCAUCUUUCACUUUGGCUGCUCUUCAGUACGGAGUGUAUGAGCAUUUGCUGGAGCUGGCUAGAUGUGGAACCAAUAGAGGGAAAAGAAAAGCAAAUUCCCUUUUGCAACACAUGAGUAAGUGUGAGCACAUUCCCUAACCAACAAAAUAAAAAACUUGAUUUAUAAUCUUUAAUCAUUCUUGAGUGUUGCCUAAUUAAGUUUUAGUGGAGUAAAUCAUAGUUCAAGCUGUGUUAUGUUCUUUCCUGUGUGUCUUUGUGCCAAAGAGAGUGAGAACAUAUUCAGGUAUAGAUUGUAAAAUGCUAAAAAGAGUCUUUGAAGUGAAAUAAGGUUUUUUUUUUCUUUCAAGA
Molecule: messenger RNA, 2356 nt
Organism: Prunus mume (Japanese apricot)
Lineage: Eukaryota; Viridiplantae; Streptophyta; Magnoliopsida; Rosales; Rosaceae
Product: U-box domain-containing protein 15-like
Biological process (GO): protein ubiquitination; cell surface receptor signaling pathway
Molecular function (GO): protein binding; ubiquitin-protein transferase activity
Source: RefSeq, a predicted model, not a curated record